AUGGGGAGCGACGACGCCGUAGUUAUACAGGUGGGGAAGAGGGCCGGCGAAGCGAGCGUGAUCACCGUCAAUUGCCCCGACAAGACUGGCCUCGGUUGUGAUCUCUGCAGGACGAUUCUCGAGUUCGGGCUUCGCAUUAGCAGAGCAGGUGAGUCUGGUCCCGUUCUACUUCCCUCUUUUUCUGUUGUCGAAGAUGCCGCGGAUUACGUGCUCAUCUGUGAGGGAAUUCAGCAUCGCUAAUGGUUACAUUCUUCGCCGAUCUUUACGGCGGGAGUAGGCAUUUCGGUGUACGAACUCUACAGUAUUUCUGUUCGUCGUUUCUCUGGAUCUCUCAUAGACUCCCACAAUCCCAGGCUACAUAUGUAGCUCUCUUUUGAAACCCUACCUUAUACCCGUUGACUAUGCUUUGCUCGGCGUUCGCCGUCGGGAUUCUGACUCCUCUGUCUCUUCUCCGCCCGUGAUCUCGGAAGAUGUAUCGACCGAUGGAAAGUGGUGCUACGUAGUAUACUGGGUCAUCCCCUGCCCGGAGCUAGGAUCUGUCAAUUGGGCCCAUCUCAAGGACCGUCUCCUGUCGGCAUGCCCCUCAUCGUCGAUUUCCUUCUACUUUGAUUCCGGCGCGCGGACGGCUGCUUCUCAGGUAUACCUCUUGAAGGUUCUCUGUAUCGACCGGAAGGGACUGCUGAACGGUAAGCAUCAUCUUGCUUGGUCAUCAUCGAGUGAGGUCGCUAUUGGAGGAGAUAAUCAAUGUGCUGAUUGGUUUUCUGGUUUCGUUCCAGAUGUUACCCGGAUUCUCGGUGAGCUCGAGCUCAUCAUUCAGAGGGUGAAGGUUUCUACGACCCCAGAUGGCCGAGUUGUAGACUUCUUCUUCAUCACCGACGGCAUGUGAGAAUCAGCUUUUGGAUUUUAACAUUUGCCCGAGUGAAAACGAAAUGCGGAAGACUUUUUGGAGGAAAAUUUAUCUUCUCUCCGUUGACUGUUUUCGGUGCCUGAUCCAGGGAGCUGCUGCACACCAAGCAGAGGCAGGAGGAAACCUGUGCGAGACUCAGCGCUGUGCUGGGGGAGUCGUGUGAGACCUGUGAAAUUCAAUCGGCAGGGCCAGAGUACGAAAUCUUCCAGCAGGGCUUCUCCUCUCUCCCCAACGCCGUCGCGGAAGAAUUGUUCAGGCCCGAUCUGCCGGAUAAUGAAAUCCGCUCGCAGGUCGCCGUUUCGGAUCUGACGAAGCUGAAGAAAUGCACCGUCUCCAUGGACAACUCCCUGAGCCCCGCCCACACGCUGCUGCAGAUACACUGCGUCGACCAGAAGGGUCUCCUCUACGACAUCUUGAGGACCCUAAAGGACUGCAACAUUCAGGUCCUUUCUCCAAAUUUUUCUCGCCGGGUCUGUCUGAAUUCAAAUUCUUUGUGUCGCUCUGAUAUCUUUAUAUUUCGCCUGUUCCAUUCAGGUAGCCUACGGGAGGUUCCUGUCGGACACGAAGGGGUGCCGAGAGGUGGACCUCUUCGUCCAGCAGAACGACGGGAAGAAGAUGGUGGACCCCGAGAAACAGGGCACCCUCUGUUCCCGCUUGAGGAUGGAGAUGCUUCACCCAUUGAGAGUGAUCGUCGUCAGCCGCGGCCCGGACACCGAACUCCUCGUGGCGAAUCCCGUCGAGCUCUCCGGCACGGGCAGGCCGCGGGUCUUCUACGACGUCACCCUCGCCCUCAUGAGCCUCGGCAUCUGCAUAUUCUCGGUGAGAGCCCGUCGAUCCCACAGAAAGCGGCUCCCUUUCUUCGUUUUCCUGGACGUCUUUCCUCUUAACAACGGGUUGCCUUGCGGCUUGCGCAGGCGGAGAUCGGCAGGCACUCUACGGCGGAGCGGCAGUGGGAGGUCUACCGGUUCCUGCUGGACGAGACGCCCGAGUUUUCUCUCUCGAGCGGCCGGGCGCAGGCCCGCGUGGUGGACAGGGUCAGGAGGAGCUUGAUGGGCUGGAACUAG
Messenger RNA from Spirodela intermedia, 1971 nucleotides. The record is from the annotation of a GenBank genome assembly. NCBI's taxonomy places the organism in Eukaryota, Viridiplantae, Streptophyta, Magnoliopsida, Alismatales, Araceae.